Messenger RNA from Dermacentor andersoni, 5335 nucleotides. Its product is annotated as multidrug resistance-associated protein 1-like. The record is from RefSeq and is a predicted model, not a curated record. Gene Ontology annotation, cellular component: membrane. NCBI's taxonomy places the organism in Eukaryota, Metazoa, Arthropoda, Arachnida, Ixodida, Ixodidae. Gene Ontology annotation, biological process: transmembrane transport. Gene Ontology annotation, molecular function: ATP hydrolysis activity; ABC-type transporter activity; ATP binding.
CACGGAAAACAGACAAGUUAAAGGGGCCGCCGGUAGCGUACUCGUGUGCCUAUCUGGUGAUAGCUGUUAUCCGAGAACCCGAGCCCGAUCGCUUUGGUCCUACCGACAGGACCGGCAAAAGCACGGCCGGGGGACCGUCUUCGAAGGAAGGACGACGCGGCGGAGCGGAAAUCGAAAAAUGUGGCGCCACUUUUGGUGGAUCCCGCGACUCUGAGAAGUCCAGAAGGCACCCUUUGCCAGAGUCGGCCAUGCAGUCCUUCUGCGGAUCUGCAUUUUGGGACCCCGAGCUCUCGUGGAACCGCGAAACGAACCCCGAUUUGACGACAUGCUUCCAAGAGACAGUUAUGCUGUGGGCGCCAUGCGGUCUACUGUGGUUAUGGGCUCCGUUCGAGUUCCUCUCCAUGGCGAACAGCAAGCGCAAGAGGCGACCCUGGACUCUACUAACUAUUGCCAAACUGUUCUUCUUGCUGCUGCUGGUGGCCACUGCCCUCGCCGAGCUCCUCAACCGCUUCUCCAGGCACAGCCGGGGUGCCUCGCUUUAUCCAGUCGAUUACGUGGCGCCAUCACUGCGACUCGUCACCUUCGGCCUGACCGCCUUCUUGAUUUUGGGGGGCCGACGUGCUGGCUUUUACACGUCGGCACCCCUGUGCAUCUUCUGGCUGUUGAUGUCCGUGACGGCUACCCUGCGCUACAGGUCCAUCAUGAUUGCAGUCUUCAGUGAGCAGCAGGGCGACCAGAGAGCGAUGCAGAAUCUCAAGUUUGAUUUCAUAGUGAGCGUCGUCUACUUUCCCAUCGUGACUUGCCAGUUUGCGCUCAGCUGCUUCGCCGACACGUCUGCGAGCAUACGGCCGAAAACGAAAAAUUCUCCCGAAGAAAAGGCGUCCUUCAUAUCAUCCGUUUUCUUCUGGUGGUUUAAUGGGCUGGUAUUACGGGGAUACAAGGAACCACUGCGCCUCAGCGACAUGUGGAGCCUGGACCAAGCCAACUCUGCCAAGUACAUCGCGAACAACUUCGACCACUUUUACCGGGGCGAGAAGCGGCCGAAAAAGCCUGCCAGAGAGAAGAGCGCAUCUGAGGAUCGAGGCCUCGCGUCCUCACCGGAAGCGGGUAUCAUGACGCCGCUAUUUCGGACCUUCCUGCCGGAACUCCUCGUGCUGGCUCUUCACAAGCUCAUUGGAUCGCUGCUGACAUUCGUCAACCCCGUGAUGUUGGAUCUGCUGAUAAGAUUUAUCGAGUCGGACCAGCCGACCUGGCACGGAGGCCUGUUCGCGUGCGUCAUGUUCUUCUCGUCGAUGGCCGAGUCCCUGUUCAACAACCAGUAUGAGUACCGCAUAUUCCUGGUGUCCAUGCGCAUGCGGUCUGCCAUGAUCAACGCUAUCUACAGGAAGGCGCUCACGCUGUCCAGCUCUGUGAAAGGCCGCUUCACCACGGGCGAGAUCGUGAAUCUCAUGGCUGUCGACACGCAGAGGAUCAUGGAGUACAUACAGGUGUUCAACAACCUCUGGAGCACACCGAUCCAGGUGGCGCUGGCCACCUACCUGCUGUGGCAGCAGCUGGGCGUGGCUACCCUGGGCGGUCUCGCUGUCAUGGUCAGCCUGCUGCCAAUCAACGGCUGUGUCACCGCAUACCUACGCAAGUACCAGUUCCACAUCAUGGAACAGAAAGACCGGCGGAUCAAGCUGCUGAACGAAAUGCUGGCCGGCAUUAAGGUACUGAAGCUGUACGCUUGGGAGACGGCCUUUCAGAGGCGUGUGCAGGAUCUUCGCAACCACGAGAUCACGUACUUGAGGAAGCAGGCGUACCUCAAUUCAGCCAUCGUUUUUUCCUUCUCCGGCGCGCCGAUUCUGGUGGCGCUGGUAAGCUUCGGUCUGUACAUCACACUGGACAGCCAGAACGUACUGGACGCGAACAAGGCGUUCGUGUCACUCACGCUGUUCAACGUUCUAAGAGUGCCGCUGGGCCUCCUGCCGCUCAUCGUAUCCAACACUGCCAUGUUCAUGGUGUCCCUUGGCCGUAUCAAUGACUACCUUCGCUCGGACGACCUGGAUCCGAUGGCAGUGCAGUCCGACGCCAGCCAAGAAGAGGCCGUCAAGGUGGAAGGCGCCUCGUUCGCCUGGUCUCGAGGCAGCUCAGCAACGCUCAAAAACAUCACCCUCAGCGUGCCCAAGGGCUCGCUCGUUGCCAUCGUGGGUUCGGUGGGAUCGGGCAAGUCGUCGCUACUUUCCGCCUGCCUCGGCGACAUGGUCAAGCUCAAGGGAUCUGUCACUGUCUCUGGCUCCCUGGCGUACUCGCCUCAGCAGGCAUGGAUCCAGAACGACAGCGUCAAGAACAACAUCCUCUUCGGCCACGUCUACGACAAAGAGCUCUACGACCAAGUGGUCGAGGCGUGUGCCCUGAAGCCCGACCUGGCGGUUUUGCCCGCGGGUGAUAACACUGAGGUCGGCGAGAAGGGCAUCAACGUGAGCGGCGGCCAGAAGCAGCGUAUCAGCAUCGCCAGAGCCGCGUACAGCGGCCGCGACGUUUACCUCUUCGACGACCCGCUCAGCGCCGUCGACUCACACGUGGGCAAGCACAUCUUCGACACGGUCAUCGGCCCCAAGGGCAUGCUCCGUGGCAAAACGCGCGUACUGGUCACCCACCGGCUGUCCGUGCUCCCGGAAGUGGACACCGUGGUCGUGAUGCGAGGCGGAACCGUGUCGGACUGCGGAAGUUUUCAGGAGCUGCUGUCGCGUGGCGGUGCCUUCUCCGAGUUCCUGGCACAGUUCAUUAGGGAGAGCGAGGAGGCCGAACAGGGCAUCUCGGACGAAGACGCGGAGCUCUUCAGCGCCAUCGCGUCGCAGACGUCGUUACCGACGCCGGAACUUGUCCAGUACCGCUCGGCGCGAAGCGACAUGAGCGACACCGAUUCGAGCGUGCCCGAUGACCAUAGGGGCUUGCACCGUCGUCGGCCAUCCCAGCGCAUGAGCAGUGGCCGCGAGUCUUCGAGCGGCGCCGGGGCCGGUUCAAGUAGCGUGGGACCGAGCAAGCAGCCAACACUGGCCAGGGUGUCCAAGGCCAAGCUCACCGAGGAGGAGACGGCACAAGUGGGAUCGGUCAAGUGGCAGGUGUACUGGGACUUCGUGAAGGCCAUGGGUACGUGGCUGACGCUGUCCUCGCUGUCGACCUACAUCAUAUCGAGCGCAUUCAACAUCGGCGGCAGCAUCUGGCUCGGACUCUGGAGCAACGACGCGCUCGACCCCGAGCUGGCCAGGGACCCGGCGUGGAAGAACUAUCGGCUAGGCAUGUACACCAUGUACGGCUUCGCGGAGAUCACGUUCGUGCUGUUCGGCUUUGUGUCGCUGAACCUGGCCAUCCUGCAGGGCAGCCGCGUGGUGCACGAACAAAUGCUGCACCGCGUGCUGCGUGCGCCCAUGGCAUUCUUCGACACCACGCCCAUGGGCCGCAUACUCAACAGGUUCUCGAAGGACGUCGACGCCGCCGACGUGACGCUCCCUUUCAACGCGCGCAUGCUGCUCGUCCAGUCCCUGCGCACGGUGGUGGCGUUCCUGUUGAUCGCGCUGCAAACGCCCCUCUUCCUAAGCGCCGUCCUACCGCUGUUGCUAAUCUACUAUUUCAUGCAGAAAGUCUACAUCGCCACAUCGCGACAGCUUAAGCGCCUCGAGUCCAUAUCGCGGUCGCCCAUCUACGUGCACUUCUCGGAGACCGUGACCGGGAGCAGCUCGAUCCGGGCUUACGGAGUCGGCGAGCGAUUCGUCGCCCACUCGGACGAGCUGACCGACAUCAACCACAGCACCUACUACCCCAGCAUCGUGGCCAGCCGGUGGCUCGCCACAAGGCUGGAGUUCAUCGGUUACGUCAUAGUUCUAAUAGCUGCGUUGCUUGCGGUCAACAGCCGAGACACUCUGUCUCCCGGCAUGGCUGGCCUUUCAGUCAGCUACUCUCUCACGGUCACGCUGACGAUGAACAUGCUGGUCCGUUGUACCUCUGACACGGAAACGAACCUUGUGUCGGUUGAGCGCUGCUUGGAGUACACCAAGGUGGUCCAAGAGGCUCCAUGGGAGAAUCCUUACUUCAAGCCUGACCCGUCGUGGCCAGUCACUGGAGAAGUCGCCUUCGAGAAUUACUCGACGCGGUACCGAGCAGACUUGGACCUCGUCCUCAAGGGAAUCACAUGCGACAUCAAGCCCGGAGAAAAGGUUGGAAUCGUGGGCAGAACAGGCGCGGGCAAGUCUUCGCUCACGCUGGCUCUGUUCCGCAUCAUCGAAGCCGCCGGCGGUUCGAUCAACAUCGACGGCCUGGACAUAUCCAUGCUCGGCCUGUACGACCUGCGCAGGAAGCUCACCAUCAUACCGCAGGAUCCUGUGCUGUUCAGUGGGACACUGCGGUCCAACCUUGACCCUUUCGAUGUGAAGGGCGAGGAGGAGCUGUGGCGGGCGCUCGAGCACUCGCACCUCAAAGACUUUGUCGCCACAUUGACGGAGGGCCUCCAGCACGAAAUUGCCGAGGGUGGUGAAAACAUCAGCGUGGGCCAGCGGCAGCUGCUGUGCCUGGCUCGUGCCCUGCUGCGCAAGUCUCGCAUCUUGAUCCUGGACGAGGCGACGGCCGCGGUGGACAUGGAGACGGACGACCUGAUACAGGCCACCAUACGGCGGGAGUUCGCCGACUGCACCAUCAUCACCAUCGCGCACCGGCUGAACACCAUACUCGACUACGACAGGGUGAUCGUCCUGGACAGCGGCGAAAUAGCAGAGAGUGAUUCGCCGCAGGAAUUGCUGAAGCGGGAGACGUCGCUCUUCUACUCGAUGGCCAAGGACGCCAACUUGCUGCAGACGCAGCAAAAUGAGUGAUUUUUUGAAGGCCGCGGUGUCGGCGACGCGCCAUGUUCAACAGACUGCUGAUUCAAGCACCAACCCUCGAGAUGUCAUCAGCGCAGCAGAAGUCAUGGUGCUUCGUUUGAAAGCUCUUUGAGAGCCUCGUCCUUGAUGCGAAAGGCAACUGCGACGCUAAUUUCAACGACAUUUCAACGUCGAUUACGAGAAAACAGCUCAGUAGGAGAUAUGUAGCAUAAGUUUGUGAUGAACGUAAAGAGUGCGUGACAUCUCGACUAAAAGCAGUCUCGCUAAUGUUAAUAUGUACCGCUUCGACGCGGAGACGAUAUCCUUUUUUUUUGUUAUCAAGUUCCGGCGAGGAAACGCUUGUACAAUCUUUAGCUUUGUUCAGCCCAUUACUCGCGUCUGGUGUGAUGUUUGGUAUUUAUUGAACUCGUGAAUGACCGAAUAGUUUCGCAUUUCCCGCACUAUCAUGUUUUCGCAAUAAAAAAAUUGUGGAUAUCCAA